Messenger RNA from Tupaia belangeri chinensis (Chinese tree shrew), 8714 nucleotides. It is a transcript of the gene VWF, whose product is annotated as von Willebrand factor. NCBI's taxonomy places the organism in Eukaryota, Metazoa, Chordata, Mammalia, Scandentia, Tupaiidae. The record is from RefSeq and is a predicted model, not a curated record. Gene Ontology annotation, molecular function: protein binding. Bases 145 to 8580 code for a protein of 2811 amino acids. Gene Ontology annotation, biological process: cell-substrate adhesion; blood coagulation. Gene Ontology annotation, cellular component: extracellular matrix. The transcript has 52 exons.
CCUGGCACUGGGGACUCUGCAGGCCCUAGCUACUUAACACAGGCCAGGCCAGAGCCUAGCGGACCAGCCUCAGCGGUCUGUCGCAGGGAGCAUGGCCUAGGAGUGGAGGCGCCACUGUGCAAAGGCUGCCUCCCACGGGGAAAGAUGGUUCCUGCCAGACUUGCUGGGCUGCUGCUUGCCCUGGGCCUCACCUUGCCAGGGACACUUUGCACAGAAGGGAUUCGCAGCAGGAUGUCGACGGCCCGGUGCAGCCUCUUUGGAGGUGACCUCAUCAACACCUUCGACGGGAGCAUGUACAGCUUUGCUGGAGACUGCAGUUACCUCCUGGCAGGGGACUGCCAGAAACACUCCUUCUCCCUUGUAGGGGACUUCCAAAGUGGCAAGAGAGUGAGCCUCUCUGUGUAUCUUGGGGAAUUUUUUGAUAUCCACCUGUUUGUCAAUGGUUCCGUGAUACAAGGGGACCAGAGAGUCUCCCUGCCCUACGCCUCCCAAGGGCUGUAUCUGGAAACUGAAGCUGGGUACUACAAGCUGUCCAGUGAGGCCUAUGGCUUUGUGGCCAGAAUCGAUGGCAACGGCAACUUUCAAGUCCUGCUGUCAGACCGAUUCUUCAACAAGACCUGUGGGCUGUGUGGAAACUUGAACAUCUUCGCUGAAGAUGACUUUAGAACCCAGGAAGGAACCCUGACCUCGGACCCCUAUGACUUUGCCAACUCCUGGGCCCUGAGCAGUGGAGAACAGCGGUGCAAACGUGCAGACCCUUCCAACAGCCCCUGCAAUAUCUCCUCUGGGGAAGUCCAGAAGGCCCUCUGGGAGCGGUGCCAGCUUCUGAAGACGGCCUCAACCUUCGCCCGCUGCCACCCCCGAGUAGACCCCGAGGCCUUCGUGGCCCUGUGCGAGAAGACUCUGUGCGCCUGCGCUCAGGGGCCGGAGUGCGCGUGCCCCGCCUUCCUGGAGUACGCCCGCGCCUGCGCGCAGGAGGGGCUGGUGUUGCAUGGCUGGCCCGACCACAGCGCCUGCGGACCCGCGUGCCCGGCUGGCCUGGAGUAUAAGGAGUGUGUGUCGCCUUGCGCCAGAACGUGCCAGAGCCUGCAGAUCAACGAGGUGUGUCAGGAGCACUGCGUGGAUGGCUGCAGCUGCCCUGAGGGACAGCUCCUUGAUGAAGACCGCUGCGUGGUGAGUGCUGAGUGUUCCUGCGUCCAUUCCGGGAAGCGGUACCCUCCAGGCGCCUCCCUCUCUCGAGACUGCAACACCUGCAUUUGCCGGAACAGCCUGUGGGUCUGCAGCAAUGAAGAAUGCCCAGGGGAGUGUCUCGUCACAGGCCAGUCCCACUUCAAGAGCUUCGACAACAGGCACUUCACCUUCAGUGGGGUGUGCCAGUACCUGCUGGCCCGGGACUGCCAGGACCACACCUUCUCCAUCCUCAUUGAGACCGUGCAGUGUGCCGACGACCCUGACGCCGUCUGCACCCGCUCGGUCACGGUCCGGCUGCCCAACCUGCACAACAGCCUGGUGAAGCUGAAGCACGGGGGAGGCGUCGCCAUAGACGGCCAGGAUGUCCAGGUCCCCCUCCUGCAAGGUGACCUCCGCAUUCAGCGCACAGUGACAGCCUCCGUGCGCCUCAGCUACGGGGAGGACCUGCAGAUGGACUGGAAUGGCCGCGGGAGGCUACUGGUAAAGCUGUCGCCCACCUACUCUGGGAAGACCUGCGGCCUGUGUGGAAACUACAACGGCAACAAGGGCGAUGACUUCCGCACGCCCGCCGGCCUGGUGGAGCCCCUGGUGGAGGACUUUGGCAACGCCUGGAAGCUACACGCGGACUGCCAAGACCUGCAGAAGCAGCACAGCGAUCCCUGCAGCCUCAACCCGCGCCUGACCAGGUUUGCGGAGGAGGCAUGCUCGCUCCUGACGUCCUCCACAUUCGAGGCCUGCCACCACGCUGUCAGCCCGCUGCCCUACCUGCAGAACUGCCGCUAUGACGUCUGCUCCUGCUCGGAUGGCAGAGACUGUCUGUGCAACGCCGUGGCCAACUAUGCCGAGGCCUGUGCCCGGAAGGGCGUGCGCAUCGGUUGGCGGGAGCCUGGCUUCUGUGCGCUGAGCUGCCCGCAGGACCAGGUGUACCUGCAGUGUGGGAACCCCUGCAACCUGACCUGCCGCUCCCUGUCUUACCCGGACGAGGAGUGCAGUGAGGUCUGCGAGGAGGGCUGCUUCUGCCCCCCAGGGCUCUACCUGGAUGAGUGGGGGGACUGCGUGCCCAAGGCCCAGUGCCCCUGUUACUACGAUGGCGAGCUCUUCCAGCCCGAGGACAUCUUCUCGGACCAUCACACCAUGUGCUACUGCGAGGACGGCUCCAUGCGCUGCAGCACGAGCGGGGCCCCGGGAAGCCUGUUGCCGGACACUGUCCUCGGCCUACCGCUGUCUCACCGCAGCAAACGGAGCCUGUCCUGUCGGCCCCCCAUGGUCAAGCUGGUGUGUCCUGCUGAUGACCCGCGGGCGGAAGGGCUCGAGUGUGCCAAGACGUGCCAGAACUACGACCUGGAGUGCAUGAGCAUGGGCUGUGUCUCCGGCUGCCUCUGUCCCCCGGGCAUGGUCCGGCAUGAAAACAGAUGCGUGGCCCUGGAGAGGUGUCCCUGCUUCCAUCAGGGCCGAGCGUACGCACCGGGAGAGACGGUGAAGAUCGACUGCAACACGUGUGUCUGCCAGGACCGGAAGUGGAACUGCACGGACCGUGUGUGCGAUGCCACGUGCUCCGUGAUCGGCAUGGCUCACUACCUCACCUUCGACGGGCUCAAGUACAUGUUCCCCGGGGACUGCCAGUACGUCCUGGUGCAGGAUCACUGCGGCGGCAACCCUGGGACCUUUCGGAUCCUGGUGGGGAACGAGGGGUGCAGCUACCCUUCCGUGAAGUGCAAGAAGCGAGUCACCAUCCUGCUGGAAGGGGGGGAGAUUGAGCUGUCUGACGGGGAGGUGAACGUGAAGAGGCCCAUGAAGGAUGAGACUCAUUUUGAGGUGGUGGAGUCCGGCCGGUACAUCAUUCUGCUGCUGGGGAAAGCGCUCUCCGUGGUGUGGGACCGCCGCCUGGGCAUCUCGGUGGUCCUGAAGCAGACCUACCAGGAGCAAGUGUGUGGCCUGUGUGGGAAUUUUGAUGGCAUCCAGAACAACGACCUCACCAGCAGCAACCUCCAAGUGGAGGAAGACCCCGUGGACUUUGGCAACUCCUGGAAAGUGAGCUCUCAGUGUGCCGACACCAGGAAAGUGCUGCUGGACUCGUCCCCUGCCACCUGCCACAGCAACAUCAUGAAGCAGACGAUGGUGGAUUCCUCCUGUCACAUCCUCACCAGUGACAUUUUCCAGGAUUGCAACAAGCUGGUGAACCCUGAGCCGUACCUGGAUGUCUGCAUUUACGACACCUGCUCCUGUGAGUCCAUUGGGGACUGUGCCUGCUUCUGCGACGCCAUUGCUGCCUACGCGCAUGUGUGUGCCCAGCACGGCAAGGUGGUGACCUGGAGGACGGCCACAUUAUGCCCCCAGAGCUGCGAGGAGAGGAAUGUCCGGGACAGCGGUUACGAGUGCGAGUGGCGCUACAACAGCUGUGCACCCGCCUGCCCUGUCACGUGCCAGCACCCGGAGCCACUGGCAUGCCCCGUGCAGUGUGUGGAGGGCUGCCACCCUCACUGCCCAGCAGGGAAAAUCCUGGAUGAGCUUCUGCAGAUGUGUGUAGACCUGGAAGACUGCCCUGUGUGUGAGGUGGCCGGCCGGCGUGUGGCCUCAGGAAAGAAAGUCACCCUGAAUCCCAGCGACCCCAAGCACUGCCAGAUUUGUCACUGUGAUGGUGUCAACCUCACCUGUGAAGCCUGCCAGAAACCAGGAGGCCUGCCCCCCACCGUUGUCCCGGUGAGCCCCACCACCCUGUACGUGGAGGACACCCCUGAGCCGCCCCUGCACAGCUUCCACUGCAGCAGGCUGCUGGACCUGGUCUUCCUGCUGGACGGCUCCUCCAAGCUGUCAGAAGCAGAGUUCGAGGUGCUGAAGGGCUUCGUGGUGGACAUGAUGGAGCGGCUGCACAUCUCGCAGAAGUGGAUCCGUGUGGCCGUGGUGGAGUACCACGACGGCUCCCACUCCUACAUCGACCUCAAGGACCGGAAGCGGCCCUCGGAGCUGCGGCGCAUCGCCAGCCAGGUGCGGUAUGCGGGCAGCCAGGUGGCCUCCAUCAGCGAGGUCCUCAAGUACACGCUGUUCCAAAUCUUCGGCAACAUCGACCGCCCCGAGGCCUCCCGAGUCGCUCUGCUCCUGACGGCCAGCCAGGAGGCCCCAGGGAUGGCCCGGAACUUGGUCCGCUACGUACAGGGCCUAAAGAAGAAGAAGGUCGUCAUGGUCCCAGUGAGCAUUGGGCCGCACACCAACCUCAGGCAGAUCCGCCUCAUCGAGAAGCAGGCCCCCGAGAACAAGGCCUUCCUGCUCAGUGGUGUGGAUGAGCUGGAGCAGCGGAGGGAUGAGAUCAUCAGCUACCUCUGUGACCUGGCCCCCGAGCCCCCUGCACCCACCCGGCCCCCCAGCGCGGCACAGGUCACGGUGAACCCGGGGCUCUUGCAGGUUUCACCCCUAGGACCCAAGAGGAACUCCAUGGUUCUGGACGUGGUGUUUGUCCUGGAGGGGUCGGACAAAAUCGGGGAAGCCAACUUCAACAGGAGCAAGGAGUUCGUGGAGGAGGUGAUUCAGCGGAUGGACGUGGGCCAGGAUGGCAUCCACGUCACGGUGCUGCAGUACUCCUACGUGGUGACCGCAGGGUACACUUUCAGCCAGGCGCAGUCCAAGGUGGACAUCCUGCAGCGGGUGCGGGAGAUCCGCUUCCAGGGCGGCAACGUGACCAACACGGGGCUGGCCCUGCAGUAUCUGUCCGAGCACAGCUUCUCGGCCAGCCAGGGGGACCGGGAGCAAGCACCCAACCUGGUCUACAUGGUCACAGGAAACCCCGCCUCCGACGAGAUCGUGCGGCUCCCCGGAGACAUCCAGGUGGUGCCCAUCGGAGUCGGCCCUCACGCGGACGUACAGGAGUUGGAGAGGAUCGGCUGGCCCAAUGCCCCCAUCCUCAUCCAGGACUUUGAGACGCUCCCCAGAGAGGCUCCUGACUUGGUGCUGCAGAGCUGCUGCUCUGGGGAGGGGCUGAAGAUCCCCACCCUGCCCCCUGCUCCCGCCUGCAGCCAGCCCCUGGAUGUGGUCCUCCUCCUGGAUGGCUCCUCCAACUCUCCAGCUUCUUACUUUGAUGAAAUGAAGAACUUUGCCAAGGCUUUCAUUUCAAAAGCCAACAUAGGGCCUCAUCUCACUCAGGUGUCAGUGCUGCAGUACGGGAGCAUCACCACCAUCGACGUGCCGUGGAACGUGGUCCAGGACAGAGCCCACUUACUGGGCCUCGUGGACCUCAUGCAGCGGGAGGGAGGCUCCAGCCAAAUUGGGGACGCACUGGGCUUUGCUGUGCGGUACAUCACCUCGGAAAUCCAUGGGGCCAGGCCUGCAGCUGCUAAGGCGGUCGUUGUCCUCGUCACGGGUGUCUCCAGGGAUUCUGUGGCUGCAGCAGCUGCCGCCGCCAGGGCCAACCGAGUGACAGUGUUCCCCAUUGGAAUUGGGGAUCAGUAUGACGCGGCCCAGCUAAGAACCUUGGUGGGCCCGGAGGCCAGCUCUAAUGUGGUGAAGCUGCAGCGAGUUGAAGACCUGCCCACCAUGGUCACCCUGAGCAACUCUUUCCUCCACAAACUGUGCUCUGGGUUUGUCAGAACUUGCAUAGAUGAGGAUGGGAAUGAGAAGAGGCCUGGGGACGUCUGGACCUUGCCAGAUCAGUGCCACACAGUGACUUGCCUGCCUGAUGGACAGACCAUGCUGCAAAAUCAUCGGGUCAACUGUGACCGGGGUCCGAGGCCUUCGUGCCCCAACAGCCAGUCCCCUAUUCGGGUAGAAGAGACCUGUGGCUGCCGCUGGGCCUGCCCCUGUGUGUGCAUGGGCAGCUCUACGCGACACAUCGUGACCUUCGAUGGGCAGAAUUUCAAGCUGACUGGCAGCUGUUCCUAUGUCCUGUUUCACAACAAGGAGCAGGACCUGGAGGUGAUUCUUCAUAAAGGAGCCUGCAGCCCUGGGGCGAGGCAGACCUGCAUGAAAUCCAUUGAGGUGAAGCAUGAUGGCCUGUCAGUGGAGCUGCACAGCAACAUGGAGGUGGCAGUGAAUGGGAGAGUGGUCUCUGUCCCUUACACGGGCGGGAACAUGGAAGCCAGCGUCUAUGGUGCCAUCAUGCAUGAGGUCCGAUUCAACCAUCUUGGCCAUAUCUUGACAUUCACUCCACAAAAUAAUGAGUUCCAGCUGCAGCUGAGCCCCAAGACCUUUGCUUCAAAGAUGUACGGCCUCUGUGGGAUCUGUGAUGAGAAUGGGGGCAAUGACUUCAUGCUGAGGGAUGGCACAGUCACCACAGACUGGAAAAAGCUUAUCCAGGAAUGGACUGUGCCACAGCCAGGGCAGACGUGCCAGCCCGUUCCAGAGGAGCAAUGUCCUGUCUCUGACGGCUCCGACUGCCAGGUCCUCCUCUCGACUCUGUUUGCUGAGUGCCACAAGGUUGUUGCCCCAGCCACGUUCCAUGCCAUCUGCCAGCAGGACAGUUGCCACCGGGAACAGGCAUGUGAAGUGAUCGCCUCUUAUGCCCACCUCUGUCGGACCAAUGGCGUCUGUGUUGACUGGAGGACAACUGAUUUCUGUGCUAUGUCCUGCCCGCCAUCCCUGGAGUACAACCACUGUGAACGUGGCUGUCCCCGGCACUGUGAUGGCAAUGCAAGCUCCUGUGGGGACCACCCCUCCGAAGGCUGCUUCUGCCCCCCGCACCAAGUCAUGCUGGAAGGCAGCUGUGUCCCUGAGGAGGCCUGCACCCAGUGCGUGGGUGAGGAUGGAGUCCGGCACCAGUUUUUAGAGACCUGGAUCCCGAACCACCAGCCCUGUCAGAUCUGCACAUGCCUCAACGGGCGGAAGGUCAACUGCACAUCGCAACCCUGCCCUACGGCCAGAGCUCCCACGUGUGGCCCAUGUGAAGUGGCCCACCUCCGCCAGAACACAGACCAGUGCUGCCCGGAGUACGAAUGUGUAUGUGACCUGGUGACCUGCGACCUGCCCCCAGUGCCUCGCUGUGAAGGUGGGCUCCAGCCAAUGCUGACCAAUCCCGGCGAAUGCAGACCCAACUUCAUUUGCGACUGCAAGAAAGAGGAGUGCAAAAGGGAGCCUCCACCCUCCUGCCCCCCACACCGGACGCCAGCCCUUCGGAAGACGCAGUGUUGUGAUGAGUAUGAGUGUGCUUGCAACUGUGUCAACUCCACGGUGAGCUGCCCGCUUGGGUACCUGGCCUCAGCCUCCACCAACGACUGUGGCUGCACCACCAUCACCUGCCUUCCUGACAAGGUGUGUGUGCACCGAGGCACCGUCUACCCCGUGGGCCAGUUCUGGGAGGAAGGUUGCGACGUGUGCACCUGCACCGACAUGGAGGAUGCCGUGGUGGGCCUGCGUGUGGCCCAGUGCUCUCAGAAGCCCUGUGAAGACAGCUGUCGGCCGGGCUUCAGCUAUGUCCUCCAUGAGGGUGAGUGCUGUGGAAGGUGCCUGCCGUCUGCCUGUGAGGUGAUGACUGGCUCGCCGCGCGGGGACUCGCUGUCUUACUGGAAGAGUGUCGGCUCUCACUGGGCUUCCCCGGAGAACCCCUGCCUUAUCAACGAAUGUGUCCGAGUGAAGGAGGAGGUCUUUGUGCAACAGAGGAACGUGUCCUGUCCCCAGCUGGAGGCCCCCACCUGCCCUGCGGGCUUCCAGCUGAGCUGCAAGACCUCCGAGUGUUGUCCCAGCUGUCGCUGUGAGCCCCUGGAAGCCUGUAUGCUCAAUGGCACCAUCAUCGGGCCUGGGAAGAGUGUGAUGACCGACGUGUGCACCACUUGCCACUGCACCGUGCAGGCGGGAGCCAUCUCUGGGUUCAAGCUGGAGUGCAGGAAGACUUCCUGCAGGGCCUGCCCACUGGGUUACGAGGAGGAGAAGAAGGACAGUGAAUGCUGCGGGAGGUGUCUGCCGAUGGCGUGCACCAUUCAGCUGAGAGGAGGGCAGGUCAUGACGCUGAAGCGUGACGAGACGCUCCAGGAUGGCUGUGACAGUCACUUCUGCAGGGUCAAUGAGAGAGGAGAGUACAUCUGGGAGAAGAGGGUCAUGAGCUGCCCGCCCUUCAAUGAACGCACAUGCUUGGCUGAAGGAGGGAAAGUUGUGAACAUUCCAGGCACCUGCUGUAGCACAUGUGAGGAGCCUGAGUGCAAAGACAUCACUGCCAGGCUGCAGUACGUCAAAGUGGGAGACUGCAAGUCUGAAGAGGAAGUGGACAUUCACUACUGCCAGGGGAAGUGUGCCAGCAAAGCCGUGUACUCCAUCGACACCGAGGACGUGCAGGACCAGUGCACCUGCUGCUCACCCACGCGGACGGAGCCCAUGCGGGUGCCCCUGCACUGCACCAACGGCUCCGUCAUCUACCACGUGGUCCUCAAUGCCAUGCAGUGCAAGUGUUCCCCAAGGAAGUGCAGCAAGUGAGGUCUGCCAUGCUGCUGUGGUGCCGCUGCCACCUGCCUUGGCCCAACCGGCCAGGGUGCUGCUCAGUCCUCUCCAUGUUCUGCUCUUAUGCCCUCUCGGGCCCACAAUAAAGGCCAAGCUCUCAUCUUGCUAAA